Molecule: messenger RNA, 4151 nt
Organism: Poecilia reticulata (guppy)
Lineage: Eukaryota; Metazoa; Chordata; Actinopteri; Cyprinodontiformes; Poeciliidae
Gene: slc44a5b
Product: solute carrier family 44 member 5b
Biological process (GO): transmembrane transport
Cellular component (GO): membrane
Molecular function (GO): transmembrane transporter activity
Source: RefSeq, a predicted model, not a curated record
GCUGUAAACACGACUGACGCUCAGCUGCGUAGAUGAAGCAUCCUCAGAGCAUCCAAGACCCCAAGACCGUGCAGGCUGCCUUUGUUUAUUUCACGACGGGACUGCUGUCCCUGUUUCUGCUACUGCGGCUGGAUAAAAUAACUGACCCUCACCUCGACUCUCAUAUGCAGUCUCCAACACCAACACGGCGGUGGUGUGCUUGUUCUACUAACUGCCAUGGCUAGAAACACGGACACCCCAUCUCCUUAUCCUUACCAUGGUGAACCAAUCAAGUUUGACCCAAACUUCAGAGGGCCUGUUCAGAACAGGAAGUGCACUGAUGUGGUUUGCUGCAUUAUCUUUCUCAUUGUUAUCCUGGGCUACAUCGCCCUGGGUACUGUCGCCUGGUUCCACGGAGACCCCAGGAAAAUCAUCUCUCCAACUGACAGCCAGGGUCAGUUUUGUGGCCAGAAGGACACCUCGAAUUCAAAUAAAAACAUAUUAUUCUACUUCAACAUGCUGAAAUGUGCCAGUCCUGCAGUUUUAAUUAACCUCCAGUGCCCUACAACUCAGCUCUGUGUCUCCAAGUGCCCUGACAGAUUUGCCACGCUAUCGAACGUUUCAGCUGACAACAGCUGGGAAUAUUACAGGCAAUUCUGCAAGCCUGGCUUUGAGUUUGGAAGUAAGUCAGUUGCAGAGGUCAUUCGAGAUGAAGAUUGCCCUCUAAUGCUUGUGCCAAGCAAACCAAUACUACAGCGGUGCUUUCCUGAGUUCACAUCAAAGGAGGGAUUAUUAACUGUUGCAAAUCAGACCACCUUCAGAGACCAUCACAACAACACGUGGAGUGUCAGCGAUCUCAGAGAUGCUGCAAUGGGAAUAGCCAGGCUGCUGAAUGCCAAAGAAAUUGGCAUAAAGAUCUUGGAGGAUUAUGCAAAUUCCUGGGUGUGGAUAUUAAUAGGCCUGGGAAUGACCAUGGUGUUCAGUCUGAGCUUCAUCCUUCUGAUGCGCUACAUUGCUUGUGUGAUACUGUGGCUCAUGAUUUGUGGUAUCAUCAUUGCAGCCGGCUAUGGUGGCUGGCGGUGUUACAAAGAGUAUGUUCUUCUGUUGGAUAAACCAGAUACAAACGUCGCCAUCUCUGAUAUUGGCUUCCAGACAGAUCUCAGCAUUUACCUUGAGAUGAGCCAGACGUGGCUCGUUUUGAUGAUCGUGCUUAUUUUGAUUGUGGUCGUCAUCGUUCUUAUGCUGAUUUUUCUGAGAAAGAAUCUAAGCAUCGCUUUUGCACUAAUGAAGGAAGGAAGCAGGGCCAUCUUUUACAUCAUAUGUACUCUCUUCUACCCGAUCGUCACCUUUUUUCUUCUGGCCAUCUGUAUAGCCUACUCUGCUGUCACAGCAGUCUUCUUGGCCUCUUCAGGUAACGCCAUCUACAAGGUGACAUCCCCUGAUGAUAAGUGCAUUCACAGAAACCUCACGUGCAGUCCAAAGACCUUCAAUCAGACCAACAUAGCCAAAGAGUGCCCUGGAGCACAGUGCAUGUUCGCAUUCUACGGUGGAGAGACUGUAUACCACAACUACAUCGUCCUCCUCCAUGUUUGUAACCUGUUUGUGUUCCUCUGGCUGGUCAACUUUGUCCUGGCCUUGGGAAAGUGCACUCUGGCAGGGGCAUUUGCCUCCUACUACUGGGCCAAGAGGAAGCCGAAAGACAUCCCCACCUGCCCUGUUUACGCUUCGUUCAGCCGAGCCAUGCGUUACCACACGGGUUCUCUAGCCUUUGGCUCUCUACUCCUUGCUAUGGUGCAGAUGAUCCGAAUUGUUCUCGAGAACCUUCAUCUCAAAUUGAAACGUUCUCAAAGUUGUAUGAGUCGGUUCCUGCUUCACUGCCUCAAGUGCUGCUUCUGGUGCCUGGAAAGGUUCAUCAAGUUUCUUAACACAAAUGCAUACAUUAUGAUAGCAAUAUACGGGCACAGCUUUUGCAAAUCUUCCAGGGACGCUUUUGAUCUCUUGAUGAGGAAUAUUUUGCGGGUGGUUGUCUUAGAUAACCUCAUCACCUUUCUGCUGUUCAUAGGAAAACUGGUCAUUUCAGGAGGAAUUGGGGUCCUUGCAUUUCUCUUCUUCUCCAAAAGAAUACCGAUUGUUCAAGAUAUGGUACCUCAACUAAACUUCAAUUGGGUCCCCCUUCUGACGCUGAUAAUUGGGUCGUUCAUGAUCACAAGUGGCUUUUUUAAUGUUUAUGCCAUGUGUGUGGACACGCUGUUCCUAUGCUUUUUGUGCGAUCUGGAGGUGAACAACGGCUCGCCGAGCAAGCCCUACCACAUGACCCCAAACCUGAUGAAGAUCUUCCAGAAAAGAACCAUUGUAGAAGUACUGGAAAGACCGUCGACGCCACUGCGCGUAGCUACAAGAAGAAGAAAAUGAGGCGGUAAACUGUCAAAUGUCAGUUUAACUGGCAUGAGCUUUUCUAAAAAAAAAAAAAAAAAAAAAGAAAUAAUUUGAUUCAGACUCUGCAAGUUUACACCAAGUGUAAACCCUUUAAAUAGAUGGCUGUCCUUGGCCGCCUGCUGUCAAAUUAUUAUUAAUAAUCGUAUUAUUUACAGUUGCAGUCAAGUUUCACCAAAGGUUUCUUGUGGAACAACACAUUUCUUUAUUGGGACUGCAGUAACCUCAGCUUUUGUUGCACUUUAAGCUCCUGUAGUUUCCAGUUUUUGCCAUGUGAGGGAGCCAGUCAUUUCUACAUGCCGUAUUCUGUAUGUACUACUGGUGAACGAUAAAUGCACUGCUGACCUUAUAGCUCAAAAUAUGUCAUAAUAUUCUCCGAAGAAUGUGUGAGGUGACGUUUUUAUAAAUGGCAUUGUUUACAUUUUUGAUGAUUGUUUUAUCUUGUCCUAUUUUAUUGCUUUUUUUCCAGGUGCUGAUAUGUAGGUAUGCAAAUGUGUGAACUAGAGGAGAAAUAUAUUAAAGUUAAUGAAUGUUAACUAUUAUGGGCUGUAGAAGACGCUAGAAAUGAUUAAAGAUUGCAUAAAGGCUUUUUUUUUUUUGAGGAGACGUGGCUUUUCUCAGCUAAACUGACAUCCUUGCCAAACUGAUGCCACUUUAAAAAUCAGCCGAAUGCUGUAAGGCGCUUGCAGUACAACCGACCCUUUUGUAUUGCGACUGCAGUAAAUUAUAUCUCAAACUGUGAAUAUUUUACACAACUUUUCAAAGUCUGAAACUGUUCUUUCACUGCAUCCUAAAAGGAGCUGCUGACUUACUCUUGUAGGAGUUCUGAGCCCAGUUCAAAGCAGUUUCCUCCCACCUAUGUGCUAGAUGUAGUUGGAAGUUUGUUCUUUAACUGUGUUUGAUUGUAAAACCCAGUAAGAUGCAUCUUUUUAUGUCUUCACCCUUUGAGACUAAUUCUGGAGAAGAGAAUAAGAUGUAAAGUUUUAUGUCCGUUUUUUUUUUUUUUUUUUUUUUGGAAAAACGUCGAAUAAAUGAGCAUCUUAGCUGUCCUCUGAGUCUCAAAACACUCUGUUCUGCUUAAUUUCUUUCUUAUCCAGGGUGGACUUAUGCAUCUGUUAUUUAAAUGAUUUUAACCUCUCUGACUCUUUAAAGCCAACUCACACUUGUGAGUCUUUGCCUUGAGUGCGUGUGCGUGUGUGUGCAUGUGUGUGCGUGUGUGUGUGUGUGUGUGUGUGUCACACAUGAGAGCCUGCCCUCAUGGUACCUCAGAGUGACAGCACUACCAGACUUUUACACACACCCACGGCAUCCGUUUGAGCUGAACACGCCGGGACAUGAAGCCGUUCAGUAAAGAGCACAACAACAGUUCUUGUGGAUGAGGAACAGGACAAACGAAGCAUGUAGCGCCUCAGUGGGGCAUGGCGCACAUGUGACAUGUUGUCAUUUUCGGUGUUGCGCUGAAUAGCUGCUGCGCUCCCAGUUGAAUCGUACAUCUCUCUUUGUUGUUGUGCGUGUAGCUGGGACUUGGUCUCAUUCCCACCGGGGGGGAAUACUUCAGAUCUGAUAAGUGUUGUAAAACUUUGUUUUUAUAUGCCCUCCGCUCCCUCCCAUGUCUGAAAAUAAGAUUCUUUUGGUCAACCACAGUCUGCAAGUAGUCACAAGUAAAUCCUCCCUGCUAGUAAGAUUGGACUCCGUUUUCUUUCAGAAUCUCUUCAAAAGUAAAAAAAAAAAAAAAAAAA